This is a messenger RNA of Capsicum annuum, 750 nucleotides long. Its product is annotated as subtilisin-like protease 3. The transcript has a single exon. Gene Ontology annotation, molecular function: serine-type endopeptidase activity. The record is from RefSeq and is a predicted model, not a curated record. The coding region runs from base 37 to 750 and encodes 237 amino acids. NCBI's taxonomy places the organism in Eukaryota, Viridiplantae, Streptophyta, Magnoliopsida, Solanales, Solanaceae. Gene Ontology annotation, biological process: proteolysis.
AUUGGCCCUGGCGUUAACAUUCUAGCAGCUUGGCAUAUGUCUUUGGAGAACAACACAAACACCAACUCGACAUUCAACAUGAUCUCAGGCACCUCAAUGUCUUGUCCUCACCUCAGUGGCGUUGCAGCAUUACUAAAAAGUGUUCACCCUGAUUGUUCUCCAGCUGCAAUUAAGUCAGCAAUUAUGACAACAGCUGAUGUCUUAAACCUCGAAUCCAACUUAAUCGAGGAUGAAACAUACCUUCCAGCCAAUGUUUCUGCGACUGGUGCAGGUCAUGUUAAUCCAUCAAAAGCAAACGAUCCAGGCCUGAUAUAUGACACAGAACCAUCCGAUUACUUAGCUUAUUUAUGUGGUCUAAAUUACACGGAUGAACAAGUUGGGAUUUUUUUGCAGCACAAAGCUAAUUGUUUACUGAUUACUAGCAUCUUAGAAGGUCAACUAAAUUAUCCAGCAUUUUCGAUUCAAGUCAGAUACAACUCAACACCUCAAGUAUAUUCAAGAACUGCGAUGAAUGUUGGACAAGCCAACUCAACGUACAGAAUUGAAAUUGAUUCACCACCAUUCCUUGAUGAAAAAGUUGAACCAGCUACACUUGGUUUUUUCCAGGUGAAACAAAAAUUGAGUUAUCAAGUGACAUUUACACCUUUGGCUACUAGACCAAGUACCACUUUUAAUCAGGGAUCUCUCAGAUGGAUUUCUGAGAAACACAUUGUUAGGAGUCCAAUUGCUGUUCGGUUUUUAAUUUUUUGA